This is a messenger RNA of Brassica napus (rape), 1348 nucleotides long. RefSeq lists its product as uncharacterized. Gene Ontology annotation, cellular component: cytoplasm. NCBI's taxonomy places the organism in Eukaryota, Viridiplantae, Streptophyta, Magnoliopsida, Brassicales, Brassicaceae. The record is from RefSeq and is a predicted model, not a curated record. The transcript has 3 exons. The coding region runs from base 212 to 1195 and encodes 327 amino acids.
UCGGUAUCGGCUCAUAUUCUUUUCCUCUUUCACUCACGUCGACAAAACAUGUGUUUCCCAAGUCUGUUUCAAAUCCUUAAUUGUCUUUAUUAGGAUCUUUGUUUUUAGAAGAUUCACCAAAAGCCAAUGAUCUGGGUUGGAUCAAAGUCUACGCCUUUCAGAUAAUUUCGAUGAUUCACACUCAUGGAUCUCACCUAAAUCUGAUCUGGGUAUGCUUCACGAUGCGUACCAAAGUGAUAUAGAGUCAGGAGCUGUAAGAAAACCUAGAAAACCCAAGACUUUCUGUCCCAAAAUGUUCAAAUCUCUCGAAACUCGCUUUCACCACCUCUUCAGAUUACACCCAAUCCUCGUUUUCAUCGUUUGCAUCUCCUUUGGGAUCACAGUCUUGAUACUUCUCUCCUCGGUUUACGAGAACAACUUUAGAUCAGCUGUUACUUAUAAGAAGAACGAUUUUGAUAACGAUGUUUAUCCAUUUGCCAAUCUGAAAAACCUUGUGAUGGUGGCUGGACACUCUGUUUACACGAGUAGUAACUGCGGUAAGAUCGAUAAAGAGGAGUCGUGGUUCUUGGAGUCUUAUCAGAAGCAUCCAGGUCAAGCUGCGACGUUCUUGAGUCCUAUAGAGAAAGGUGUUGAAGCUGCAGAGAAAGAUGAUGAGUCUUUGCUUUUGUUCAGUGGUGGAGAGACUCGUAAAGAAGCUGGACCUCGCAGUGAAGCUCAGAGUUAUUGGGCUGUUGCUGAAUCCAAACGAUGGUUCGGCAAAGAUGAUGUGAGGUCGAGGGCGUUGACGGAAGAGCACGCUAGAGACAGCUUUGAGAAUCUUCUCUUUAGUGUUUGUAAAUUCAGAGAGCUCACAGGGUCUUACCCACACAAUAUAACAGCAGUGAGUUAUGAUUUUAAGGAGGAGAGAUUUGCGCAUUUGCAUUGUUCAGCAAUGAGGUUUCCAGAAUCAAGAUUCUUCUACUUAGGGACUCCAGCUUCUCUAACAUCCAAAGAAGGCGCUCUGAAAGGCGAGGCUAUGGUUAGAACUCAGUUUCAAGAAGAUCCGUACGGAUGUGUUGGUUCGCUUUGGCGUAAGAAGCUGAAGCGCGACCCUUUCCACAGGACUAUACCUUACCCUGAUGGCUGCUCUGAGAUUAGAGGGUUGUUCAGGUACUGUGGUUCAGCUCCUUUCCCUGGCUCUCUCCCAUGGAGCUAGCGACACUAGACUUAGAGGAACAGAUACAGUAACAAGAGAGCUUAGUAGAAACUGAUGUUUUUCUGUUACUUUCAUCAAAAAGAGAAACUUCAGAAUCUUUGUAUACAUUAUGACAUAUCUAUCGAUUAAAAGAUCUCUAUAUAUUCACCUUUA